Molecule: messenger RNA, 1804 nt
Organism: Passer domesticus (house sparrow)
Lineage: Eukaryota; Metazoa; Chordata; Aves; Passeriformes; Passeridae
Gene: TENT5D
Product: terminal nucleotidyltransferase 5D
Exons: 5
Coding region: 542-1717 (391 amino acids)
Biological process (GO): mRNA stabilization
Molecular function (GO): RNA binding; poly(A) RNA polymerase activity
Source: RefSeq, a predicted model, not a curated record
GUAGGAGAAGAUGGAAUGUUUAAGUGGGACUAUCUCUGAGCAGAGCCAGGCUGGAGAAGAUCCUGGUUCCAGAGCUGAGGAUCACACAGCAGCCGAGCAUUUUUCUACUCCGGGAAGGGCAGAGCUGCAGCUUUCCCGGGGAGCUUUGUGUUUCUGUCAGCGACAAGAUGACAAUUCAUAUUUCUACCAAAUGAUCCAGUGACUCAUCCUAUUAACUCUGCUGGAAUACACGCUCCCAGUCGUCCUGCCACGGUUUCCCAGAUGCUUUACUGCUUCUCCUUGUCUCAUCUGGGUUUGAAUUACGACUGGAAGUUCCUCCAUAUUUGACAUUCCUGCCUUUGGAGCUUAUGCCAGCUGCAGUUCUGAAGUGCUGUGGUCACGUGCAGGGAGUUUCCUUCCCUUCAUCCCAGGAUCUCUUGUUUUACACAACACUUGGACUAAUUACAGCCUCAGUGUUGCUGCUGAUGUAUUGUAACUGAGGUUAAUUACAUUAAUAAUAACUCCUGGCAUUAACCUGAGCACCUCACCAACCAAUAUCACAAUGACUGAGGACUUGGACCACAGAUUCAGUUAUCUCACCUGGGAUCAGAUUAAAAUCCUGGAUCAGGUUUUGACUGAGGCUAUACCUAUUCAUGGGAGAGGAAAUUUUCCAACCCUGGAGGUAAAGCCGAAGGAUAUAAUCCACAUGGUAAAGGAGCAGCUCAUUGAGAAGCAGAUCCAUGUCAGGGACAUCCGCCUGAACGGUUCCACUGCCAGUCACAUCCUGGUGAAGCACAAUGGCACCAGUUACAAGGACCUGGACAUCAUUUUUGGAGUGGAACUUCCCAGUGAGCUCGAGUUCCAGAUCGUUAAGGAAGCAGUUCUCAAUUGCCUAUUGGACUUCUUGCCAAAAUGUGUUAACAAGCAAAAAAUCACGGCUCAGACCAUGAAAGAUGCUUAUGUGCAGAAGAUGGUCAAAGUCUCCACCGACCACGACCGCUGGAGCCUCAUCUCUCUGUCCAACAACAGCGGCAAGAACGUGGAGCUGAAGUUCGUCAGCUCGCUGCGGCGGCAGUUCGAGUUCAGCGUGGACUCCUUCCAGAUCAUCCUGGACUCCAUCCUGGCCGUCUACAGAGCCUCAGACCGGCCCCUGACACAGGACUGCCACCCCGCCGUCAUCGCCGAGAGCAUGUACGGGGACUUCAGCCAAGCCAUGGACCACCUGAAAUACAAACUGAUCUCCACGCGCAACCCGGAGGAGAUCAGGGGAGGCGGCCUCCUGAAGUACAGCAACCUCCUGGUCCGUGACUUUAAGCCGGCGGAUGAGGCUGAAAUUAAAUCUCUGGAACGUUACAUGUGCUCCAGGUUCUUCAUUGAUUUUCCCGACGUUGCCGAGCAGCAGAGGAAAAUCGAGUCCUACCUGCGCAACCACUUCAUCGGGGAGGAGAAGAGCAAGUACGACUACUUGAUGACCCUGCGUGGGGUGGUGAACAAGAGCACAGUCUGCCUCAUGGGGCACGAGCGAAGGCAGACCCUCAAUAUGAUCACAAUCCUGGCUUUGAAAGUGCUCGGAGAACAGAACAUCAUCCCGAACGCGGCCAACGUCACGUGCUACUAUCAGCCUGCUCCCUAUAUCAGUGACAGAAACUUCAGCAACUACUACAUUGCCCAUGGACAACCCCCUGUGUUCUACCAGCCGUACCCCUUCCACAUACAGCUACAGAGCGGGAUGGUGUAGGAACGCUCCAACCUCCAAGCACUCACCACUCCUCUCUUUCCAGUUCUCUCCUUAAUAAAGGCCUCAUUAAAGCGAGUUUUAUCAGCA